AUGGUUGGUGCUGGGAUCCUUGUCUUUAGGGAUAGCGAAUCCCUCCAUGUCGGCGAAGAAAUUGGUGCUGAACUUCUACAAGCAAUUGAGAACUCCAAGAUUUACAUUCCCAUAUUCUCCGCAAAUUAUGCUUCAAGUUGCUGGUGCCUCCGAGAGCUUGCGUACAUGGUCAAGUGCACCUUGAAAUCAAAUGGGCACAAGGAGAUUCUACCUAUUUUCUUGGAUGUGGAACCCGCUGAUGUCAAGCUGAAAACAAACUUGUAUAAACAAACUCUUUCAAAGCGCCAGAAGACGAUGUGCAAUGAAGCAAAGUCAUGGCAAAAGACUCUCAUUGUAGUGGGCAAGAUAAAAGGAUGGAACUUGAAGAAAGAUGACAGCCAAGUAGAUUUGAUCCAAUCGGUAAUUGAAGCUGUUUUGGUUAAGCUAAAUGUCAAAUAUAAAAAUGUGACCAAGCACCUAGUUGGAGUUAAUGAUCGUGUAGAAGCUAUAAUCAAGAUGUUGGACAUGGAAUCUAAUGAUGUGAAAUUUCUUGCGAUCCAUGGAAUUGGAGGUGUUGGCAAAACAACAGUAACCAAAGUCGUCUUCAACCGAUUGUCUUCUCGGUUCCAAGGCUGCAAUUUCCUUUCGGAUGUUCGAGAGUCAUCAGAACGACAAGGCUUUAUACAUUUGCAAAAACAAUUGUUAUCCAAGUUCCUUGAUCGUCGUUAUGUUGACCAAAUUAGUGAAGUGGAUCAUGGAAUCAACAUGAUUAAGAGGGUGCUUCAUAAUAAAAAAGUUCUCAUUGUUCUUGACGACGUGGAUGAAAUCAAGCAGCUGAAAAAUUUGGCAGAAAAAGGAAAUUGGUUCGGUUCUAGUAGUCGGAUUAUCAUUACUACUAGAUACAAAAGUGUCCUAAUGAUUGAUGGAGAAGCGACAAGUGAAGGUCCUAUAAAGUGUGCAAAUGUUUUGACUUAUGAAGUACAGGAAAUGGAAUUUCACCAUGCUCUUGAGCUUUUCAGUCGGCAUGCCUUCGGGGAGAGACUCUCCACCCGAUGA
Molecule: messenger RNA, 1035 nt
Organism: Eucalyptus grandis
Lineage: Eukaryota; Viridiplantae; Streptophyta; Magnoliopsida; Myrtales; Myrtaceae
Product: disease resistance protein RPV1-like
Exons: 2
Coding region: 1-1035 (344 amino acids)
Biological process (GO): signal transduction; defense response
Molecular function (GO): ADP binding
Source: RefSeq, a predicted model, not a curated record